AGAAGAAUAUCCGAGGAGCACCUGAAUGCAUCAAUGUGUGUUUGAGUCGAGUCAGUGUUAGUUAGCUGCGAGGUGAUGGCAAACACAGCGAGCUAGUGGCUAACAGCUAAACUAAGUGGUCCGUUUCUUAGCGCUUAGUUACUCUAGAUUGCUUCACCUGUCCAGGUAAGAGAAGCAGCACCAGCAGUAGCGUUUCCUGGCGUUCAACUCUGUGGUGCUGCUAAUUGAGCUAACGUCAGCUAACCAGCUGCAGACUCUCCUAAAAAUGGCCACUGUUUCAAUCCCUGCUUGUACCAGCGCACUCUUGCUGGAUAUUGAAGGAACGACCACACCGAUCACAUUUGUAAAGGAUAUCUUAUUUCCAUAUAUAAGGGAGCAUCUUGAGGAUUACUUGUCCGCUCACUGGGAAGAAGAUGAGUGCAAACAAGAUGUUCAUCUCCUAAAGAAACAGAUUGAAGAAGACAUGAAACAGCAUCGUUCGUGCCCGGUCCACACCGUGGACCAGACGGUUCACACAGAUGAGGAGAAGGCCAUUAGGGAAGUAGUGGAUAAUGUGCUGUGGCAAAUGGCAGCAGACAGGAAGUCAACAGCACUCAAACAGCUCCAAGGACACAUGUGGAGAGCAGCUUAUGCUUCUGGGAGAAUCAAAGGCGAGAUCUACCAGGAUGUAAUUCCAUCGAUCAAACGAUGGAAAGGACAAGGACUAAAAGUUUACAUUUACUCCUCUGGAAGCGUGGAGGCACAGAAGCUUCUGUUUGGAUACUCUGUUGAAGGAGAUGUUUUAGAUUUAUUUGAUGGUCACUUUGACACCAGUAUAGGAGCUAAAGUAGACGGCAAAAGUUAUGAGAGAAUCGCAGAGAGGAUUGGCUGUCAACCUGAGGAAAUCACAUUCUUGACGGACGUCACUCGAGAGGCUAAAGCAGCCGAAGACGCCGGGGUGAACGUGGCGGUGGUGGUCAGGCCUGGAAACAUGGAGCUGACAGAUGACGAGAGGGCCCACUAUAACCUCAUUACAUCCUUUAGCCAACUUGAACUGAAGGGACGUGCUUAACACAGAGCGCGGAGGAAGAAGGGGAGAACUUCUGACUUCUUUUUCAUAAUAUGUUCCUUCUCUUCUUUGCCCCCACCCAACCACCACCACCAUCAUCCCCCACGCCCUUUUUUUUUGCAACUCUGGUGUUUUUUUGUUUGUUCCACUUCACAGUUUGACGAAGUGUAGGAGAUGCUGCUGGGACUGCGGUUAGCCACGAGCAGGGCUGCUGAAGUCCCAGCCUGUAGGAAUCUAUCCAGGUCUUUCAGGAUGCCUUUCACAUGUGUGGAAACAGAUCUACGGAGCGAAAUAGGAACUCAAACAUCACUCUCAUUUGAAUGACUGGGCAGAGAACGGAAACGCUGUAGCUAAAAGAAGCUACACGCCUGAAGCAAACUGCACAUGAGCUGUAAAGUUACCUUUUUACCUUUUCGAUGAACCGUAUUCGGUUGCCAGUUCUGAACGUCUCCGAUGUUGAUCAAAACUUUCCGACUGUAUGUAUGUAUGUAUGUAGUAUUUCUCACUGUUUUGUAGACGUUUUCCAUUCAUGUGCUGUUUUCUCCCUCUACACAUGCAGACGUGUGAAGUUUUAUCCAGUGAUCGAACUGUUAAUGUUUUAGAAAGUAGAACUGCAGUCUUUAGAUGCGCUCCUGCCGCUGACAGAAAGUUCUCAUUUUAAACUUUGUUCAAAUGUCUUAAACUAGUCCCCCUCGAAGGUGAACGGUGUCUAUUUAAAUGUGCCAUCCUCGUUGAACAUCUGUAAUGUUGGUGUUGGAAAGUUACCUUAAGAAUAUUGCCAAACUGAUGAUUUGUGUGUGAAAUAAUAAUUGGUAUAAUUCAGGAAUUGAUAUCUAAAAACUUCCUUCCAAUAAAUGCCUUGUCUCACACAGAA
Messenger RNA from Micropterus dolomieu (smallmouth bass), 1922 nucleotides. RefSeq names its product enolase-phosphatase 1 (gene enoph1). NCBI's taxonomy places the organism in Eukaryota, Metazoa, Chordata, Actinopteri, Centrarchiformes, Centrarchidae. The record is from RefSeq and is a predicted model, not a curated record. Bases 266 to 1051 code for a protein of 261 amino acids. Gene Ontology annotation, molecular function: magnesium ion binding; acireductone synthase activity. The transcript is spliced from 6 exons.